GGUGCUUCCGCAGGACUGUAGUUCCAGGAGAAGGGGUGACCGCGUCCCAAAGCCGUGGGAAAAGGGUUUUCCAUCUUUGCACCCGGUGUGGAAAGACCCUGGCCCUGGGCAUUGACAGUGUACCCAAUUUUCUCGGCCAAGGGGGUGGUGAUAACGGAGACAUUUGGCAUCAGAGGGGUGGGCAGGCGGAAGUGGCGGUCUGGACUCAGGUCACAGGUGAGCACCUUGACUUUUGAGCCCUGCGCAGGCUGGCGAAGCCAAGAUGUCCCACUCUUUGGUUUGUCCAGAGACCGUGAGCAGGGUGAGCUCCGUGCUGAAUCGCAACGCCCGGCAGUUUGGGAAGAAACACCUGUUCGACCAGGAGGAGGAGACCUGCUGGAACUCAGACCAGGGCCCCUGCCAGUGGGUGACGCUUGAGUUCCCCCAGUGCGUCCGCAUCUCCCAGCUGCAGAUCCAGUUCCAGGGGGGCUUCUCAAGUCGCCGGGGCCGCCUGGAAGGCUCACAGGGCAGCGAGGCGCUUUGCAAGAUUGUGGACUUCUACCCUGAGGACAACAACUCCCUUCAGACCUUUCCUGUGCCAACCACUGAGGUGGCCCGGCUGAAGGUGACCUUCGAGGACAUGGCUGACUUCUUUGGUCGGGUGGUCAUCUACCACCUUCGGGUGCUGGGAGAGAAGGUGUGAGGCUGCCUCUGUCAGGAAGCCCCCAGGGGAGCAUGACCAAGCAGCCAAGCCAUGGAGUUUUGCAAAGAAGUUUUAUUGGUUCCUCUUGAGACCGCCCCCUCCCACCACUGUCCAGCCUCAUCUCCCCUGCUGGAGAGCUGGAGCUGCCUCUGAAGCCAGCUGGGUGGCUCCGGCUCUGGGCUGCCUGGUUUGUUCCCUGAGUGUCCGAGUCCCAGGUGGUGGCCAUCACUCGGGGUCAGCGGGCACAAGGUCCCUCUGGAAAAGCUUGAGAAUGUGGUUCUCGAUCACCUGUUGCACUGGGGACAAAGACAGGGACAGGAGCUGAGGUGGGGGCUUCCAGGCCCCACCAGCUGCACCUGCCCCUUAGGGAGUGGACAAUGGGGUCUUCUAGCCCCCAGGCCCUGGUGGUUCCGCGGACUCCAUCCCACCUCUUCCUAGCUUACACCUGGACUGUGCAAGCCUUCUCUCGAGCUUUUAAGGAUGCUCUCACCCUUGGCGAGUUUUUAAAGCUUUAAAGGUUAUUUCUUAGCAAGCCAAAA
Molecule: messenger RNA, 1221 nt
Organism: Echinops telfairi (small Madagascar hedgehog)
Lineage: Eukaryota; Metazoa; Chordata; Mammalia; Afrosoricida; Tenrecidae
Gene: NR2C2AP
Product: nuclear receptor 2C2 associated protein
Exons: 5
Coding region: 263-682 (139 amino acids)
Source: RefSeq, a predicted model, not a curated record